AUGACCGUGACCAUUAUUGAUGAAACGGCGACGGCUUCAUCCACGCAAAGAAAUAAACAGGUCUUUUCACCAAAACAAACGUUCCCACCUGAACCUUAUGUUGAAGUACCUCCCCCAAUCCUUCUAAAUAUUGAAGAAUUCAUGCCAAAGAAACCCGGUGGAAAAAAGACCUCGAAUGCUUUCAUUAUUUAUCGUACGGUGUUCGCGAAGAUUCUUACCGGAAAGGAUUUUCAAAAUAAGAUGACCGACGUUUCUAAAUGGGCAUCUAUAUCAUGGAAGAAUGAAAAGGCUGAUGUUAAAACUGCGUACAAAAGGUUUGCAAAGGAGAUUCAAACAACUCAUAAGAAACGUUCGCAGGAAGCUAUGAAGUCUCGCAAUCGUCGAUUAGUUGCUGCAAGCACCCCGAGGCGGGUAAAUCCAUCAAUUUCUCCGAGGCACGAGAUCCCAACUUAUCAACAACAAACAAAUUUGAUAUUUGAACAGGGGAAUAUAAACUUUCCUGAAGUUUAUCAAACGUACCCUUUUCAAACUCUUCAAAAUUUUCAAAAUUUUAUUCCAGAGACAUCCGAAGAGGAAUUCCAGGCAAAUGAUCAAUUGAAUUCAAUGAUCACCCUUGAAGAAUUUGACCAAUCUCCCAUACCUUCUUCAAUUGAGGAAGAAAUUCCUCUGGAGAUAUUAAAUGAGGAUUUUGGGAUUUUUGAUUUAGAAGUUUCUUCUUUCUCAAUGCAAACAAUGUUACCAUCGUCACAAGAGGCUCAUUCCGAAUAUCAAAUGCUUUAUGAGGAGGGAAUGAAUGAACCAGGUUGGAUUUUGAACUUUAAUUAA
This is a messenger RNA of Funneliformis mosseae, 825 nucleotides long. The record is from the annotation of a GenBank genome assembly. Lineage: Eukaryota; Fungi; Glomeromycota; Glomeromycetes; Glomerales; Glomeraceae.